AUGAGCUCCAUAUCAGCAAUCAGGUUCAACGCUACAAAAUCACCUGCAAAAUCGGCAAUAAUUUUUCUCCAUGGGCUUGGUGACACUGGUGAAGGCUGGUCUUGGUUGCCACAACUAAUUAACCAAACGCAUUUGGUCUCCGAUGCGCAAUCAAUCAAUUAUGUAUUCCCUAAUGCACCACAAAUCCCAAUCACAGUCAAUGGUGGUAUGGUAAUGCCUGGUUGGUUUGACAUAUAUGAGUUUGGUAACCCAAACGCCAGGCAGGACAUUGAUGGAUUCUUCAAGGGUUGUGACAUUUUGAAAGCUCUUAUUCAGGAACAAAUUGAAAAGCACAAUAUACCAGCACACAAGAUUAUCAUUGGUGGGUUCAGUCAAGGUGCCGCUGUCUCAUUGGCAACAGUUUCGUUGCUAAACUUCAAAAUUGGCGGUGUUGUUGCCUUGUCUGGCUUCUGCGCCGUUAGUGACGAGUUGGAAAAACGAUUAGUGAAGGAUGUAAACUUUGACACUCCCAUUUUCCAAGGACAUGGUACUGUGGAUCCACUUGUUGCUUAUGAUUUUGGGAAACGCACUAGUGAGCUUUAUCAUAAAUUGGGAUACAAAAAUUUGUCAUUCCAUACAUACCCAGGGGUGGCCCAUAGUGCCAGCGAAGACGAGUUGAUAGAUGUUGUUAAAUUUAUAAAGGACGUUAUAGAAAAAUAG
Lodderomyces margitis is the source of this 699-nucleotide messenger RNA. Its product is annotated as palmitoyl-(protein) hydrolase. Gene Ontology annotation, cellular component: cytoplasm. NCBI's taxonomy places the organism in Eukaryota, Fungi, Ascomycota, Pichiomycetes, Serinales, Debaryomycetaceae. Gene Ontology annotation, molecular function: palmitoyl-(protein) hydrolase activity; carboxylic ester hydrolase activity. Bases 1 to 699 code for a protein of 232 amino acids. The record is from RefSeq and is a predicted model, not a curated record. Gene Ontology annotation, biological process: protein depalmitoylation. The transcript has a single exon.